CUCCGUGAUGGUGUAUGCGAUUGGGAAUGUGUGACGGGGUGAUGAGCUGCGUGGCCUUGUGGUUUUGCUUUGGCUGUGUGCUCCAAGUUUCCUCUAGACUUUCUUUGGGCCUGCCAAAGUGAAGUGACCGCAAGAGAAAGAGUCCUUCACUAAGCCCUAGAGUGAACGUUUCACGCCCGAAGGCGUAGGUCCAGUCUUGGGAUGAGCAUUGUACAUCCAGAAGUGUCCUCAUGACAUGCCACUAGGAAGACGUGAUGGGGAGGUUCCAGAGGACCCUGAGAAGGAAGAAAGAAUUGUUGCAUAUUUUGAAAUCAAGGUUCAGCUCUGGCUUUUCUGGAUUCUGUGCUUCACCAAUAGAGGAACCCCAUGGAUUAUUAAUUAGUUCUUGCAGUUCUAGAACCAUGACUGAUGGCUUGGUGACUUUCAGGGAUGUGGCCAUCGACUUCUCUCAGGAGGAGUGGGAGUGCCUGGACCCUGCUCAGAGGGACUUGUACGUGGAUGUGAUGUUGGAGAACUAUAGUAACUUGGUGUCAUUGGAUUUGGAGUCAACAUAUGAGAUCAAAAAUAUAAUUUCAGAAAAAGACAUUUUUGAAAUAAAUUUUUCCCAGUGGGAGAUGAAGGAAAGAAGUAAAACUUUUGGCCUUGAGGCAUCCAUUUUUGAAAAUAAUUCUAAGUGCAAAAACAAAUUUGAGGAACCACAGGGACAUCAAGAGGGAUACUUUAGUCAAAUGAUAAUUAGCUAUGGAAAAAUGCCCACUAGUAGAAAAAGUAAAUCUUUUAGUGCAUAUCAAAGAAUUCAUAAUAGAGAGAAACGCUACAUUUGUAAAGAAUGUGGGAAGGCUUGUAGUCAUGGCUCAAAACUUGUUCAGCAUGAGCGAACUCAUACAGCUGAAAAACACUUUGAAUGUAAAGAAUGUGGGAAGGACUUUUUUAGUGCCUAUCAACUCACUGUGCAUCAGAGAUUUCAUACUGGUGAGAAACCCUACAGAUGUAAGAAAUGUGGGAAGACUUUUAGUUGGGGAUCUAGUCUUGUUAAACAUGAAAGAAUCCAUACUGGUGAGAAACCCUAUGAAUGUAAAGAAUGUGGCAAGGCCUUCAGUCGUGGCUAUCACCUCACUCAACAUCAGAAAAUCCAUAUUGGUGUGAAAUCUUACGAAUGUAAGGAAUGUGGGAAGGCCUUUUUUUGGGGCUCAAGCCUUGCUAAACAUGAGAUAAUUCAUACAGGUGAGAAACCUUAUAAAUGUAAAGAAUGUGGGAAGGCCUUCAGUCGUGGCUAUCAACUUACUCAACAUCAAAAAAUCCAUACUGGUAAGAAGCCUUAUGAAUGUAAAGUAUGUGGAAAGGCUUUUUGUUGGGGCUAUCAGCUUACUCGACAUCAGAUAUUUCAUACUGGCAAGAAACCCUAUGAAUGUAAAGAAUGUGGGAAGACCUUUAAUUGUGGCUCAAGUCUUCAUGAGCGAACUCAUACAGCUGAAAAACACUUUGAAUGUAAAGAAUGUGGGAAGGACUUUUUUAGUGCCUAUCAACUCACUGUGCAUCAGAGAUUUCAUACUGGUGAGAAACCCUACAGAUGUAAGAAAUGUGGGAAGACUUUUAGUUGGGGAUCUAGUCUUGUUAAACAUGAAAGAAUCCAUACUGGUGAGAAACCCUAUGAAUGUAAAGAAUGUGGCAAGGCCUUCAGUCGUGGCUAUCACCUCACUCAACAUCAGAAAAUCCAUAUUGGUGAGAAACCUUAUAAAUGUAAAGAAUGUGGGAAGGCCUUCAGUCGUGGCUAUCAACUUACUCAACAUCAAAAAAUCCAUACUGGUAAGAAGCCUUAUGAAUGUAAAGUAUGUGGAAAGGCUUUUUGUUGGGGCUAUCAGCUUACUCGACAUCAGAUAUUUCAUACUGGCAAGAAACCCUAUGAAUGUAAAGAAUGUGGGAAGACCUUUAAUUGUGGCUCAAGUCUUGUUCAACAUGAGAGAAUCCACACUGGUGAGAAACCCUAUGAAUGUAAAGAAUGUGGCAAGGCCUUCAGUCGUUGCUAUCACCUCACUCAACAUCAGAAAAUCCAUACUGGUGAGAAACCUUUUGAAUGUAAGGAAUGUGGGAAGGCCUUUAGUUGGGGUUCAAGCCUUGUUAAACAUGAGCGAGUCCAUACUGGUGAGAAAUCCUAUGAAUGUAAAGAAUGUGGGAAGGCCUUUGGUAGUGGCUAUCAACUUACUCGACAUCAGAUAUUUCAUACUGGCGAGAAGCCCUAUGAAUGUAAAGAAUGUGGGAAGACCUUUAAUUGCGGCUCAAGUCUUGUUCAACAUGAGAGAAUCCAUACUGGUGAGAAACCCUAUGAAUGUAAAGAAUGUGGCAAGGCCUUCAGUCGUGGCUAUCACCUCACUCAACAUCAGAAAAUCCAUACUGGUGAGAAACCUUUUAAAUGUAAGGAGUGUGGGAAGGCCUUUAGUUGGGGUUCAAGCCUUGUUAAACAUGAGAGAAUCCAUACUGGUGGGAAAUCCUAUGAAUGUAAAGAAUGUGGGAAGGCCUUUGGUAGUGGCUAUCAGCUUAGUGUUCAUCAGAGAUUUCAUCCUGGUGAGAACCCUUAUCAGUGUAUGGAAUUUGGGAAGACCUUUGUUCAUGGCUCAGACCUUGUUCAACAUGAGAGAACUCCUAGUAAUGAUAAGCCUUAUGAAUAUAAAGGAUGUGGGGAAGCCUUUAUAUGGACAACUUAUUCAAAUGAGACCGUAAAUACUGGUGAAACUUUAUGAUUGAAGAGGUGAAAGAAAAAUUUUUGUGUGUAUAAACAACAUGAGGAAUCUUAAUCUUGAGAACACUUACGAAUGUAUGGAAUGUGCAAAAAGCCUUACAUCUGUGUGGACAACUUGAUAUCAAAAAUUCAUACUAGUGAGAAAUACUUUGAAUAUAAGGAAUAUGAAAAGGCCUUAGAAUUUUAUAUAGUCUUACUGAAUGUCAGUUUGUACUAAUGUGAAAUCAUUUAAAUGUAAGGAAUGUGUGAAGAUCUUUAUUCAUGGCACAAAAGUCUGGUAAACAUUGGGGAAUUUGUACUCAUUAGAAACACUUCAAGGAAUGUAGGAAGAACCGAAACCUAAUUCAGUUUUUGCUGUUCACAUUAGAGAACUCAUACUGCUGUGAAAUUUUAUGAAUGUAAGGAAUUUGGGAAGGCUUACAGAUAUGAAAAAUAUCUUACAGUACAUCAUAGAAUCCAUCCA
Messenger RNA from Enhydra lutris kenyoni (northern sea otter), 3200 nucleotides. Its product is annotated as zinc finger protein 283. NCBI's taxonomy places the organism in Eukaryota, Metazoa, Chordata, Mammalia, Carnivora, Mustelidae. Gene Ontology annotation, molecular function: RNA polymerase II cis-regulatory region sequence-specific DNA binding; DNA-binding transcription repressor activity, RNA polymerase II-specific. The record is from RefSeq and is a predicted model, not a curated record. The transcript is spliced from 7 exons. Gene Ontology annotation, biological process: negative regulation of transcription by RNA polymerase II; regulation of immune system process; regulation of cytokine production. Bases 255 to 2738 code for a protein of 827 amino acids.